Molecule: messenger RNA, 1627 nt
Organism: Vanrija pseudolonga
Lineage: Eukaryota; Fungi; Basidiomycota; Tremellomycetes; Trichosporonales; Trichosporonaceae
Gene: AGX1
Product: Alanine--glyoxylate aminotransferase 1
Exons: 9
Coding region: 219-1382 (387 amino acids)
Cellular component (GO): peroxisome
Molecular function (GO): L-serine:pyruvate transaminase activity; L-alanine:glyoxylate transaminase activity
Source: RefSeq, a predicted model, not a curated record
CGACACAUCCCUCCCCGAUUAAAUACCUCUUCACUCUUCACCUCACAACAACUCUUACCAGCACAACUCUACUUCAGAUAUCGCACCAUACGCGUACUCUGAAACGACCCGCCGGUAAACACAGUAUCUGAUAACCGAAAUUUCGGCAAAUUCGCCUUAUCGCUCCUACACCUCCUCCAACACCCCUCCUCGACCUCCCCCGUCGCCUCUCUUCAACCAUGACCUUCCAGCAGGCUCCUCACAAGCUCCUUGUCAUCCCGGGUCCGAUCGAGUUCGACUCUAGCAUUCUCCUCGCCAAUGCCACUCCCGGUACCUCGCACGUGUCGCCUGCCUUCAUCCCCGUCUUUGGUGACUGCCUGCGCCUCCUGAAGAAGGUUCUCUACGGCGAGAAGCCCGGAAACCAGAGCUUCCUGAUCGCUGGCUCGGGUACCCUCGGGUGGGACGCUACUGCUGCCAACCUCGUUGAGCCCGGAGAGGAUGUCCUUGUCCUUAACCACGGUUACUUUGGCGACUCGUUCGCGGACUGCCUUGAGACCUAUGGCGCCAAGGUGACCCAGCUCAAGGCGCCUAUUGGUGGCGUUGUCUCGGAGGCCGACCUUGUCGCAGCCCUCAAGUCCAAGAAGUUCAAGCUUGUCACUAUCACCCACGUUGACACCUCAACUGGCGUCCUCUCGCCCGCUGGCCGUUACGCCGAGCUCAUCAAGCAGAACUCUCCUGACACCCUCAUUGCCCUCGAUGCCGUAUGCUCGGUUGCCUCCGAGGAGAUCCGCUUCGACGACUGGGGAAUUGACGUCGUUAUCUCGGCCACCCAGAAGGGUCUCGGUGUCCCUCCCGGUCUUUCGGUCGUUCUUGCCAGCGAGCGCGCCAUCAAGACCCUCGAGGCCCGCAAGGCUCCUGUCGGCAGCUACUACAUCUCGUGGAAGCGCUGGCUCCCGAUCAUGCGUGCCUACGAGGAGGGCCGCCCUGCUUACUUCGCCACUCCCCCCGUUCAGCUUGUCUACGCGCUCCAGGCUGGUCUCAAGGCCAUUGUUGAGGGCCCUCAGUCGCUUGAGGACCGCUUUGCCGCCCACAAGGCUGCCUCGAACAAGAUCAAGGACGGCCUCGCCCAGCUCGGUGUCGGCUUCGUCCCUCUCGGCCGUGAGAUUUCGGCCAACGGCAUGACUGCCGCCAAGUACCCCGAGGGCGUCACUGCCGCCGACGUCCUUCCCAAGCUUGCCGAGCUCGACAUUGUCGUGGCUGGUGGCCUCCACAAGGACAUUGCCACGACCUACUUCCGUAUCGGCCACAUGGGCGUCACUGCCGUCAAGACUGAGCGUGGCGACCUCGACAAGGUCCUCGCUGGCGUCAAGACUGUCCUCGACGCUGCCCGCGCGAAGAAGUAAGAAGGAUAGAUGGUUGUUAACAACGUGGUAUACUCAUACCGCGAAAAAGAAUGCAGUUCGAAUUGUAUGAGUCUGCCCAUGCAUCUAAGAGCCCCACUGCUAGGCUGUGAACACGAGUGCCGUCAUUUGCGGAAGUGUGAGGCGCGUCAUGGCGGGAAUGGACAGUGUGGAGUGGGCGGUCAGAAGGUUUGGGCCGAGGGGUCAGCGGGGUGUCAGGUGUCUGUCGUCGGUGUCUUUCUGGGCGG